CUGAGACCCAGAUUGUGCAGACCCUUUUAAUUCCCCUGCAUCCUGCUUUUCGAUCUAGGCUUUUGCUUCCAUUGCGCUGUUAAGAUGGGGCGGCGAGGAUAUUUGACCGUCCUGGCAUUGGGCCGGUCGCCCUAUGAUCUACCGGAAGCACCGCCCGAUGGACACAGGUCCGCUGCCAGCCCACUCCGGAGUACACAUCCGGAAGACUAUGUGCAAAGGUAUGAUAGUCGUGGACAUCCAAGGAAUCCCGAGUCAAAGGCUUCAGCAAAGCAACAUCGGAGAGCGAAGAACGACAUUUUAUCAACUAUGGGGAUUGUGGUCAGCGGCAAAAAUAAGAAACCCGCAACUGCGAAGGAGAGAGAAAACGCUGCGCUCCUCGAAAAGGAGAACAGGUAUGGCAUAUCUAUAGGCACUCUGGAUCAGAUUUUCACGUUUAUCGCGUCCUGGUGGACAUCAUCGUUGUCCUCACGAAUACAGACAUUCAAAUACUACAAUCAAGCGACUCUAACCCAAAUUAUGAGUUUCGAGCAAAGACGGGGGAGUUUGGUCGGAUGUUAUUAUUCUGGGAUGCCAGCAUGGGUCUGUUCGUUCGCCUUGGUCUUCUGCCGUGCGAAUUACUUGGACUCCUCUCUGGAGUGGACCCAUGCAAAGGUGGCUUCUUUGGUCCAAAGCAAACGUCUUCGAUGCAUAAUACGUGGGUGUUUCAAGGCCGCCAAAUUUGGUGUCUCAUUCAUCAUUUUGGGAAUAGUUGGUCAAACAUACAUGUUUUCUAUGCUGCAGACACUUCAACUUAUACCUACAUUUGCUAUACCCUCCCUCCGAUCUUUCCUACCAUUUGGUGAAUAUUCGCUCCUGCAGCUACCGCCCCUCCCGAGAAUUACGUCUGUACGGGAAGUUGGAGGUUUCCUCGCACAUCUUGUUUUCUCUCCAUAUAUCCUAGCGUCCCUUCUCCCAAGUAUCCGGUCUGUGCUCGAAACGAGAAUCUAUUACUUGCUCCGGAGAAGGCUGCAACAAACAGAUCAGCCGGAUAAACUUUCUAUCCACGUCGCGGCGGAAUGCGGUUUGAUCGACUGGAUUAUGCCUAGGCUGGGGAAAAGGUCGGGAGAAGAGAUCAAACGCAGUCAACUAAGCCUGACUGAAGAUAUCAUCUACGAGAUGGCGAUAUUCAAAAAAUACAUAAUGAGCCUUUUUGAUUGGAGGAAUGGUUCGAAACCAGAUUCCGAACGGAGCGGUCUAGAUGAGGAUAGAGUUGAGUCUCUGCAUCGCCGAGUCGAGCAGCUGCGACGUGAUUCAAGUGUGGAAAGGGCGCCUCCAUCGCGUCGUCGACGGACUCCAACCAGAGGUCAACCACAACGAGAACCUGAAGACCAGACCCGGGCAAAUACAGAUACAGAAGAAAGUGAACCUCAUCGGAUCUUAAUGGAUGAAGACCAGCGUUUUGCACAGUCGCCCCUCCAAAUGAGAGAAGACUAUUUCCCAGAAAUUUACGGCACAGAUCCAGCCGUCGGAACGCCUGUUAUAGAGGUUGCCACCAGCCAGGAUUCUGAACCUCCUCAAACACCUCAUUCUCGUGCCAACACCUUGUUUUCUCGGCCCCCAUCCCCAGACACAUCCCCUCUUACCUCACCUCGCGUUCGGGCUUCGUUGGUGCAUCAAAAUUCCGAAGUAAUUACUAUGCAGCUGGAAUUAUUGCAAGGUCCCAGCAACUCUGAUCCACAGCACCAAACUAACUUGGACAACGGCGAUAUUGACAAUGUGUCGAGUCAAAAUAGCCAAGAUCAACUGCAAGAUAGGCCCAUUCAAGAUAGUGUAGCUGACCUCGCAACCGACGGCGUUUCUUCAGAGCUCGUUGACGCACUCUGGCCGAGUGACGGUCGGCAUCGUCAUCCCGUAACUACGCGGUUCCACGAAGAACUCGAUACUAGCAUGUCGAGCGAGGCCAUUCCCACGGCGGGUGCAGAAAUCGUCGAGCCCAUUCCGGCAGUAAUAGCGGCUCAAUCCAGCACAUUAACAGGGCCAGGUUUCGAAAUACCAGGACCGCAGUUAGCACAAGAUCAAGUCCAGAGCACCGGGGAUAUUCAAGCUUCUCAUUCACAACCCUUGGCGUCUCGCCCGCGACAUAUGACAGCGAAUAGCCGCCCUGUUGAUCGCCGGUUCACAGUUCUCUCAGAAUACCCGGCUGAUUCGUUAUCUUUACAUCUUGCAGCAUUAUUAACUUCAAUACUUCUUUAUCCAUUGGAAUCCAUUGCUCUUCGGGGGCUUGCGUUUAGCUACUUGUCCUCUCGCGCCCCAUUAAGCAUUAUAUCACUCACAUCCCCUUCUUCAACUGACACGAUUGCAGGGUUGGGACUCCGCUCCGGGUUGGUCAUGAAUGGAAUCCAUUCGCUGGGAUCUUGGUUUGGCGGUGGCAGCUCUGCGAAUAGAAUAUCAUAUGCAGGAAAAUUGGCGCUUGUUAUGGGGUUUGAGGCUAUCUCCAGGGCAACUGUGUGGGGAGUUGGGACAGUAUGGGCUAUUUCCCAGGGAAAGAAAAGAUUUGGAUGGGGACAGCUGUAA
This is a messenger RNA of Coccidioides posadasii C735 delta SOWgp, 2553 nucleotides long. RefSeq lists its product as uncharacterized. NCBI's taxonomy places the organism in Eukaryota, Fungi, Ascomycota, Eurotiomycetes, Onygenales, Onygenaceae. The record is from RefSeq and is a predicted model, not a curated record.